This is a messenger RNA of Drosophila serrata, 2955 nucleotides long. RefSeq names its product Nuclear cap-binding protein subunit 1 (gene Cbp80). Gene Ontology annotation, molecular function: mRNA binding; RNA cap binding; protein binding. Gene Ontology annotation, biological process: nuclear-transcribed mRNA catabolic process, nonsense-mediated decay; mRNA export from nucleus. NCBI's taxonomy places the organism in Eukaryota, Metazoa, Arthropoda, Insecta, Diptera, Drosophilidae. The record is from RefSeq and is a predicted model, not a curated record. Gene Ontology annotation, cellular component: nuclear cap binding complex; nucleus.
UGUACACCUCUAGUCGCUGGCAAAAAAAAAGAAAGAAACGCCGCAUCGCAGGAAAAUUGUCCCAAAAACCAUUCAAGAAUUGGCACGGUCAUAAGCACUCGCAUCCAACGCGGACGACACGUAGUCGAAGACUAGCAACCACUGAACUCCACUCCAGGGGCAGCAGCAGAGACAGGCGUCCGCCUCUCAGCCAGGAGGCAAUCCAACAAAGCGUGCCGGUCGAACGAGGCAAGUUUUUAGCAUUCUAGCAAAGGAAUCGCAAGCGAAGUGAAAGUGCCCUAGUAGAGGUCAGUUAGUGUGGAAAGAUGAGUCGCCGACGGGCCCACGACACUGAGGACGAGAGCUAUGAUCAUCGGCGGAACAAGCGCCGCCGGGUGUCGGAGAACCAGGAGAUCGAGGACCGCCUGGAGUCCCUGAUUUUGCGUGUGGGUGAGCGCAGCACGUCAUCGGUGGAGUCGAAUCUCGAGGGACUCGUGUCUGUGCUAGAGGCCGAUCUGGGCACCUUUCGCCUGAAGAUAUUGCGCAUUCUGUCCGACUGCGCCGUGCGGAUGCCAGAGAAAUGCACAGUAUACACUACGCUGGUGGGUCUGCUGAACGCUAAAAACUAUAAGUUCGGCGGCGAGUUCGUCGAUCAUAUGGUGAAAACGUUCAAGGAGUCGCUAAAAAUGUGCCGCUGGGACGCCGCCCGCUACUCGCUGCGCUUCCUUGCCGAUUUGGUCAACUGCCAUGUGAUCUCAGCCACCAGCCUGCUGCAGCUGCUUGACACAAUGAUCGACGUGUCCAACGAGGACACGGUGCCGCAGGUGCGUCGCGAUUGGUUCGUCUUUGCCGUCCUUUCCACUCUGCCCUGGGUCGGCCGCGAUCUGUACGAGAAGAAGGAGUCGGCGCUGGAGUCGCUCCUGCUGCGCAUCGAGGUCUAUUUGAACAAACGCUCCAAGAAGCACCACAAUGCGCUGCGUGUCUGGUCAUCGGAUGCGCCGCAUCCGCAGGAGGAGUACCUAGACUGCCUGUGGGCGCAGAUACGCAAGCUGCGCCAGGACAACUGGGCGGAGAAGCACAUCCCCCGGCCGUAUCUAACCUUCGAUACGAUAUUGUGCGAAGCACUGCAGCAUAAUUUGCCGCAGAUUGUGCCGCCGCCGCACCACGAUGCCUUCGAGUAUCCCAUGCCCUGGGUGGUCUACCGCAUGUUCGAUUACACCGACUGCCCCGACGGGCCCAAUCUGCCCGGUGCCCAUUCCAUCGAGCGCUUCCUCAUCGAGGAGCAUCUGCACCACAUUAUUGAGACGUACCACCAUGAGCGCAAAGACUGUGCCGCCCAGCUGCUUAGCUUUCCGUUUAAGCACAAGAUACCGCUGGAGUACUGCAUCGUGGAGGUGAUAUUCGCCGAGCUCUUCCACAUGCCGACGCCACGCUAUCUGGACAUCUGCUAUGGCUCCAUCCUGAUUGAGCUGUGCAAGCUGCAGCCGGCCACACUGCCCCAAGUGCUGGCCCAGGCCACCGAGAUCCUGUUCAUGCGCAUCGAUUCGAUGAACACGUCCUGCUUCGAUCGUUUCGUCAACUGGUUCUCCUAUCAUUUGAGCAAUUUCAAGUUCACCUGGUCGUGGGACGAGUGGGACAGCUGCCUGCUGCUUGACGCCGAGCAUCCGCGUCCCAAAUUCAUCCAGGAGGUGCUGCACAAGUGCCUGCGGCUCUCGUAUCAUCAGCGCAUCACCGAAAUGAUGCCCACGACAUACGCCAAACUCAUCCCGCCGACCCCCGUGCCCAACUACAAGUAUGCCAACGAGGAGGCAGCCAAUUUGCCGGGCACAACUGUGGCCCAUCAGCUGGUGGUGGCCAUCCGUCAGAAGUGCACACCGGAGGAGGUGGUCAACAUAUUGAAGGAGAUACCAAGCAGCGGUUACAGCGGCGAUGAGAUGUCCGAUGGCAGCUUCAAUGCCUUGAAGAUUGAUGUCUUUGUGCAAACAUUAUUGAAUUUGGGCUCGAAAUCGUUUUCGCAUAGCUUUGCGGCCAUUUCCAAAUUUCACACGGUAUUCCGCGCCUUGGCCGAAACGGAGGAGGCCCAGAUUUGCAUUCUGCACAAUAUCUACGAGCUGUGGUCAUCGCAUCCACAAAUGAUGGUCGUACUGAUUGACAAGCUGCUGAAACUGCAGAUCGUCGAUUGUUCGGCGGUGGCCACAUGGAUCUUCUCCAAGGAGAUGACCGGCGAAUUCACCAAGAUGUAUCUGUGGGAGAUCCUUCACCUGACCAUAAAGAAGAUGAAUAAGCAUGUGAUCAAGCUGAACACUGAGCUGAGCGAGGCGAAGGACAAGCUAUCGAAGGCGGAUUCCUCGUCCAGCGAUUCGGAGGAGGACUCUUCGCACAAGAGAAAGAAGCCCAUCACGCAUGCCGACAAGCCAUCCGAGGAGGUCGUUGAGCGUAUGGAGGAGAAGUUGGAGGCGGCGAAUGUCAACCAGAAACGCCUGUUCCUCAUUGUCUUCCAGCGCUUCAUUAUGAUUCUAUCGGAGCAUCUGUUACGUUCCGACACGGACGGCCGUAAUCCGGACACGGACUGGUAUCGCUGGACAAUCGGGCGACUGCAACAGGUCUUUCUCAUGCAUCAUGAACAGGUCCAGAAAUACAGCAGCACCCUGGAGACGCUGCUCUUCACAUCCGACCUGGACACGCAUAUAUUGGAGGUUUUCCAGCAGUUUGUGGCUCUGCGUGCCUGAAGAGGAGUAGUUGCUGCUCCCGUCAAACUUCCCAUCCCUCUCAAGCACUCUUUAGUCUGUUCUAUUUUAUAUUCCCCCAUUUUUUUUGUAUCCUGUUUGCGUAUUGAUUUUUUGACAGUGUAAAGUUGAGUCCUGAUACUAACUCCUUUACCCAGGCGCUACUUAUACUUUGUAUACAAAACAAAUCACGAAUAAAGUCGAAACGAAAGGUUCUUUGCCAUGGUGAAGAACCAGAAGGACGCGAAAG